UGAAAGAAUUCCCAGUGAAGCUGAGAAACGCCUUCAUACAAAGAGUAUUAAUCCAACUCACCCUGAGCAAAGCAGAGAUCACAAACUAGACGUUGCUGAGGGACAAGUUAUAGGGGCAGCAGCAUCACCAUCACGGUGAACAAUUUACCACAGAUACCAGAGAGAGAACAGAAAGCAGAACAGAAAUCCUGCAGGACUGGCACAGCAAGCAUGGAUUGCACCAACCAGAGUGCAAACAUUACCACCAGACCUCUCCUGCCUCCAAGUCUGCUUCCAUCAGUAUCCUCUCCAUCCCUUUCCACUCCUUCGACAAUGCCAGUCCCACCAGGUGUGCCAAUGUCGGCAUCAUUCCUGAAGCCCCCCACUCUGCUAUUAAGAGCUGCAGCAGCAGCUGCUGCUGCUGCCUGCACCCCAAGGAUGGCAAUGUCUCUGGACAGAGGAACAGGGUCAGGUGCUAGUGGUUUGUACCCGAGAACACCAAAGUGUGCAAGAUGCCGCAACCAUGGUGUGGUAUCAGCACUGAAAGGACACAAGCGUUUCUGUCGUUGGAGGGACUGCUCCUGUGCAAAGUGUACGCUAAUAGCAGAGAGGCAACGCGUAAUGGCUGCACAGGUGGCACUCAGAAGGCAGCAGGCACAGGAGGAGUGUGAGGCCAGGGGUGUGCAACACUUCAUGUACCCAGUGUCAGGCACAGGGGUGGAGGCAGUCGGACACAGGGUCCAAGGACAUCAGCUGCUCAACCAGUCAGGGAAUAAAGGUUCAGAUGAAAAAAAUGAAAAGAAUGAACAAUAUUUUCAAAAAGUAUCAAGAUCAAUGGCAGUUUCCCAUUCUCUUUCACAAUGCUCUCCACACGGCAUAACCAACAUGCACCAUAACCUGAAGACUCUGUGUCCAGAAACCUCAAGCAGGGAAAAUUCUCUUCAGUCCCCUGUAUCAGAAACCAGAUCAGAAGGUGCUGAUAGUCCACAUUCUCUGUCUUCUUCUUCUGACCAGGAAUCAGGAAACGAAAGUGAGUGGCCUAAAGAGCAUAGUGACCCUAAUUCAAAAGUCCCAAUUGUAUCGUCUAAACACAGAGAUCCCCUGGAGAUCCUGAGCAAAGUCUUCCCAAGCCACAAACAGAGCACACUAGAAAGAAUCUUGCAGUGCUGCAAAGGGGAUGUGGUUCAAGCCAUAGAACUGGUUUUAAAUGGAGAAGAACACAAACAAGAUGUAAAGGAUAUAGGAAGUCCAUUAGGAUCUGACCUUAGCUCGUUUACAAGAGAUCCAACAUUCAAUCUCGCUGGUUUUGGGUUUGGUGCAUUUGGCACUAAAUCUGCAUUUUCUCCUCUUCACGCGAGCCCAUCUUCUAUUGAAGGUGACACAAGUAUAUUUAACCCUAGACUUGGGCUUAGCCCCAUGCGCUUGGCUUACUCAACAUCUAACAGAGGACUACCUGGUUUUAUAUCGCCUUAUAUUACAUCGGGGUUUGUUCCAUCAUUUCCAUUCCGACCUGGAAUGAAUUACUCGUUGCCUGGGAUGCUACAAGAUGCCCCUUAUUAUCAACGUAAGGAUGCUGUAGCCAUCACAGGACUUUAUUCCAGAUUAAACUCGGACAAUCAGUAGUAUUUUAACAUUUCUGUACAAACAUCAAGGGCCUUAUUUGAUUUAACAUAAAAGACUGUAGCUCAUAUAGAAAUAAUUUGUAGAGAAUGUAUAGCUAAAUAAAACUUUUUAUAUGUUUAUUUUUUAAUGUUAGAAACAACAUUUCUUAUGAUGAAACUAUAUUAUUUUGUGGAUAAAUGCAAUAAAAUAGUUAUUUGGUCUUAUACA
Molecule: messenger RNA, 1809 nt
Organism: Spea bombifrons (plains spadefoot toad)
Lineage: Eukaryota; Metazoa; Chordata; Amphibia; Anura; Pelobatidae
Gene: DMRTA1
Product: DMRT like family A1
Exons: 2
Coding region: 211-1602 (463 amino acids)
Biological process (GO): sex differentiation; regulation of transcription by RNA polymerase II
Cellular component (GO): nucleus
Molecular function (GO): DNA-binding transcription factor activity, RNA polymerase II-specific; RNA polymerase II cis-regulatory region sequence-specific DNA binding; protein binding
Source: RefSeq, a predicted model, not a curated record